Messenger RNA from Ipomoea nil (Japanese morning glory), 2187 nucleotides. RefSeq names its product protein FAR1-RELATED SEQUENCE 5-like. The record is from RefSeq and is a predicted model, not a curated record. Gene Ontology annotation, biological process: regulation of DNA-templated transcription. Lineage: Eukaryota; Viridiplantae; Streptophyta; Magnoliopsida; Solanales; Convolvulaceae. The coding region runs from base 1 to 2187 and encodes 728 amino acids. Gene Ontology annotation, molecular function: zinc ion binding. The transcript has 2 exons.
AUGGACGUGUCCCCCGAUGGGACUAAGUUUUGGACGCCUUUGUGUGAUGCGGCGGUUAGGCCUUUUGAGGGGCAGACUUUUCCUUCUCUCGCUCAUGGUAUUGAUUUUUAUCGUCAGUAUGCGUCGCUCGUUGGUUUUGAUGUACGUUGUAGUUCGUUGCGUAGGAAUAGGGAGGGUGUUGCUGUGAAAGACGUGUUGGUUUGUUCGCGUGAGGGGUUCAAGCAGGCGGUGCAGGGCUCUGUUGUUGUGGAUGCUGCGUUGGAUCAAGCACCUGUGGCUCCGAAGCGCCGGCGUGUUUCAAAUAGGGUGGGGUGCAGAGCGAGGUUGGUGUUGAAGAUGCGUGACGAUGGGGUUUUUGUGGUUCAUUUCAUUGAGCUACGGCAUAAUCAUUGUUUCUGCUCGGAUGUGGCUAAGCCUUUCUUGCGGGGUAAUCGUUCCAUGGAUGUGCAACAUCAGAUUUUUGUGCUUAAGUGUGCUAGGGCCAACGUUGGGCCCAAUAGGUCGUUUCGUUUGGCUAGGGAGUUUGCUGGGUCGUAUUCAAAUGUUGGUGCGACAUGUGUCGAUUUUAAAAAUUUGAAGCGUGAUUUAAUGGCAUUUAUUGGAACUUCAGAUGCUCAUAUUGUUGUGAAAAAAUAUGCUAAGAAGGUAGAUGAUUGCCCGGAUUAUGUCUUUAGAUAUGAUGUAGAUUCUCAGGAUCAGUUAUGUAGGGCUUUUUGGACUGACCCUAUUGCGAAGGAAAAUUUUUCAGCUUUUGGAGAGGUGGUGUCGUUUGAUGUAACUUAUGGGACUAAUAGGUAUGGUAUGGUAUUGGUCCCGUUUACUGGUGUUGAUAAUCACAAGAGAGGUGUCACAUUUGCAAUGGGGUUGAUUUCCCGUGAAGAUGUGGACUCUUACGUGUGGCUUCUCCAGCAAUUUAAAAGUGCAAUGGGUUGUGUGCCUAGUUGCACUAUCACUGAUCAAGAUCCUUCGAUGCGGGUUGCAGUCCCUCAGGUGUUUGAUACUACGCGGCACAGGUUUUGUAUGUGGCAUAUUAUGUCAAAGGUUGGCGAGAAGGUUGGUAAUGUUCUAUCUAAAGAUGAGGAGUUUCGGCGCGCGUUGAAUGAUGUUGUUUGGUGUGAGACGUCGUCCGUGGAGGAGUUUGAGCGGGGUUGGCAGGACGUUAUGGAAAAGUAUAGCCUUGGUGACCACCGAUGGUUUCGUCUUAUGUAUGAUCUGAGAUCGUAUUGGAUCCAUGCGUAUUUUAAUGAUAUUUUCAUGGGUGGAUUGCUUCGCACGACAUCGAGGUCCGAAGCUGCGAAUAGUGUGUUUGGUAGUUGCACAAACCAGCAUGCUAGUUUGUCUGAGUUGUUCAACAAUUUUGAAGGGGCUAUUGAUGCUCAACGUUUGGCGCAGGCCAAACUAAAUGCCGAGUGUGAGGGCCAUUUUCCUUUGUGCCAGACUCCGAUGUUGAUUGAGAAGCAUGCGGCUGCGGUGUACACUAUUAAUGUUUUUUAUGAUGUGCAAGCUGAGGUUAUCGCGGGAUCUUUUUCGUGUCGUGCUGUGCGUUCAAAUGUUGAAGGGCUGGUAACCCGGUAUGAGGUUGAAGAUGAUGAUGGCCUGGUGCGCACCGUGAGUUUUGACUCUGGUAAUGAUGGUGUUGAGUGCACGUGUAACAUGUUUUCACGGGUUGGGUUACUUUGUCGUCAUAUUUUCUGGGUUUUCAAGGAUCGUAGGGUUGUUUCUAUCCCUUCUCGGUAUGUGAUCGCACGUUGGACAAGGGGGGCUUGUGUGCGACAGGUGUUGGGUGUUCAACGUGGGGGCGAUUCGGAGGUAGAUGUCGCAAUUGGUGAAGCUUGGGCAGAAUUUUUUUCGUGCGUGACCAUGGCUUCACGGAGUGUUGAUCAUGUUACCAAGUUGAAUGCAGCCCUAAAAGAUUUCAAUGCUUUUUUAUUGGCUGAGAAUGGUCCUACCGUUCGUGCUUCUUCUUCUAAGAAGCAACUUUUUGAAUCGUUUUGCGGUGCUUCGCCAGAUGGUCAAGUUAAUGUUCGUCCUCCUCCAAUCUCUAAUAACAAGGGUGGUGGCAAACGUUACAAAAGUACAAGGGAAUUAGCUAUUGAAAAGUCGGGGCGUCGACAACGCCAAUGUCAAACUUGUGAAAAGUAUGGGCAUAAUAGUCGUACCUGCCCGAUGCGCAAAGUUGACGUAUGA